Molecule: messenger RNA, 2209 nt
Organism: Venturia canescens
Lineage: Eukaryota; Metazoa; Arthropoda; Insecta; Hymenoptera; Ichneumonidae
Product: calcium/calmodulin-dependent protein kinase type IV-like
Exons: 11
Coding region: 849-1766 (305 amino acids)
Biological process (GO): peptidyl-serine phosphorylation; protein autophosphorylation; intracellular signal transduction
Cellular component (GO): nucleus; cytoplasm
Molecular function (GO): calcium-dependent protein serine/threonine kinase activity; calcium/calmodulin-dependent protein kinase activity; ATP binding
Source: RefSeq, a predicted model, not a curated record
CGAAGUUGGCCACUUUUGAAACACUUGUUCCGCCUCGUUCGUUCAGUCGUUGACGCAGUUAUCUUUCGCACUCGCAUCACGUCGGUUGCCCAACCAGCUUUCAUUUUUUCCUAACGACCAAAGAUUAUUCUUCUCUCCCAAUAUUCAAAAUUGUCGUCCCUCCAGUCCCAGCAGUCUCCCGAUAUUGGUGUGCAAAACUUUGUGAAAAAUUUCAUUUGAAUGCGCGACUUUUCUCUCCUCUCCGACCACUAUCGCAAUAUGUGAACAAUUUUUAAUCCCCUCUCGUUGUACUCUCCUUAUCGGAGGAUCCACGGUUUAAGGUAUCAAUGCCAAACGAACGAAUACCCUCGCCGUAGUUCGCUAGCAAGCCUUCUCCAGGGGCGUUACAAAGCAUACGAUAUUCCAAACGGUUCCAAUCCGAUUGGAAAUUCACUCAAAUAUACUCUCUCCCAUGUAUUUAAAUAUACAGAUAUAGAGCCUCGUAAGAUUAUUGCACACCGGCACGAUCGUGAUAAUCCGUAGUCUUCGACAUUCAACGAGAUACUCGGGAGCAGUCAGUACGCGUCAGUCGUUUACGAACAAAACAUCGCGAGGUAGCUAACCCGAUACGCCAGUUAAAUCCGGAGACAAAGGCUUUUUUACUCGCAUUAUGAAGCGUCCGUAAACAGUCGGUCGAGAAGAAACGAAAAAGUUGAACACGAGACAUUUGAUAUUGGAUUUUCCAUCGGAUUGUUGAGACUCCUGCUCAGUUUUAUUUUCUGUGUUAUGACAGCAGACGAGCUGGGAUUGUUUCGGACGUAGUGAGCAACUGGUGAAAAUUAGAGACACGAUAAUCGUGAUAACGCGUGAUGGAAAACGAGAACGACUGGCUGGUUCAUGUGACGAAAGGUUCUUUUCAUAACGAAUACAUUCUCGGCGAUAUAAUCGGCAGAGGCUUGACAUCGACAGUGCACAGUUGUCUGCACAAGGGCAGGAAGAAGUACGCUUGCAAAAUUAUGCCAAAGACCAGGUUGAAGGAGGCUGAUACCAGCAGGAAAUUGCAAGCUCUUCUGAAAUUACGUCACGAUAACAUAGUGUCUGUAAAAGAAGUUUACGAGGAUGAUUUACGAAUAUUCGUGAUCGAGGACCUCGCCGCGGGUGGUGAACUCCUCGAGAGAUUGGCAUCGAGGGGCGGUUAUUCGGAGCGGGAUGCGGCGAACGCUGUGCGAGAUGCUGCAGCAGCCCUCGAGUACGUACACUCGAUGGGACUCUGCCACGGGAAUUUGAGACCAGAGAAACUCCUUUAUGCGAAUGAAAACGAAGAUUCGAGGUUACUCUUGGCCGGAAGUGAGACGACAAACAGAUCAUUAAAUUCCUACAAAAUGUUAUAUUGCGCACCCGAAGUGAUAUCGACCGGGGAAGCUGCUCCUUCAUCAGAUAUUUGGAGUCUCGGGAUCGUUCUUUACAUAAUGCUCUGCGGUUUCGAACCAUUUCGAAAAGCCGCCGAAAUGUUUCCGUCUCCGUACUGGGACGACAAAACCGAAGAAUCAAAACGCCUCGUAACUCAGCUAAUGCGCCAAUCCCCGAACGAGAGACCAACGGCGGCCGAUUUACUCACUAAUUCUUGGAUCCGAGGUGAAAAAACUGCGAAACAUUCCAUGCACGAAGUCGCGCAACAUCUUCGAGAAUUCAAUGCCCGAAGAAAAUUUAAGGCUGCAACACACGCUGUGAGAGCCACCCAUCGCGCAAUUGCUAUGACUCAGUGUCAUGGAGCAGUAAUCGGAUGAAUUAUUUCAACACGACAAUCAGACCGAAAAUAGCUACAAAUUCGUAAUGAGAAAUUUUCUAUUGAAACGGGAGGCGAAAAAUUUUUCAUAGUUUGGGUUACGAGAAACAAUGAAAAUUCACAAUCGCCCAUUGAAUUCGUUCUUUCGAACUUUUUGAAGAAAAAGAAGAUGAAAAUAUUAUUAAUCAAUUUUUGUUUUUAUUUGAACAAUUUUUUUCUUGCCUUCUUGAAAUUAUACAGUGCGAAAUGUCAAAUCGUGAUAAGUACCGAAGUCUAUUUGGAAUGUAAUUUUUUUCUGAACUUGCGACCGUGCCAAAAAUCUUAUCACGAUUCACGAUGGUUUCAAAAGUACGCGAAGGGAACGCAUUUACUAUUCAUCUUAUUGUAAUUGUGAUGAGUAUAAUUUAUAAUAUUAAUAAACCGACACACGUCGCUGUUUCAUAA